Danaus chrysippus (African queen) is the source of this 831-nucleotide messenger RNA. The record is from the annotation of a GenBank genome assembly. NCBI's taxonomy places the organism in Eukaryota, Metazoa, Arthropoda, Insecta, Lepidoptera, Nymphalidae.
AUGGCCCAUAUACAAUUAGUCGAUGAGUUAGUGCGGGAAUAUUUGAUUUUCAGAGGGUUUACAUCAACUGUAAAAUCGUUCGACGCUGACCUUAAAUCUGAUAAAGAUAAAGGUUUUAGAGUUGACAAAAUAGUUGAUCAAAUUAUGCAUUAUAUAAACGUUUCUGAUCUUAUUGGUCUGAAGGAAUACUGGUUACACCUCGAUAGUUUAAUUUUCUCAAAGUUAGAGGUUCAUGUUCAGCCAGCAAUCCGCAAAAUAGAGUACAGUCUCUACAAACUGUACUUGGUGACAGCAUCUCAGAGCACUGGAGGUGUAAAAAACGAAAAAGUAGCAGAAUUUCUAUCUAAAAUGUUACCAGAAUUACAAGGGCAAAAUGAAUGGAGAGAUUGGUUCAUGUUACCGUACAUACAAAAACCUGAGGAGAAUCCUUCGUUUAGUCUCUAUUUCACCAGAGCCUGGCAGGAUAGUGUGCUUGUGUCGUUACAUAACUUGCUAGCUACUGUAUUUCAAUGUAUGCCUCAGCCAACAUUAACUAGUUAUGAGAGUGAUGCAGCCUUGGUCAAGAGGUUACAGGACGAGAUAAUGACUCUUAAAGGAAAGACACAGCAACCUUCUGAAAAAACAUCGCCAAUAGGACAUCAAUCACGUAUAAGUCAAUAUUCUGAAAGACUCAGUGUUCCCUUACCAUUAGUGGAUGAUUUUUCUGCUAUACCAUCAGAACAAUUUGAUACUGGCAUAAGAGAAGCUCGUGGGCUCAGAGGCCUCUUACGACAAAUGGGAGGGAGUCCAGUUAUGGCAAGAAAAGCUGGAAGAUCUCAAAGUCAGAAUUGA